This is a messenger RNA of Rodentolepis nana, 594 nucleotides long. Lineage: Eukaryota; Metazoa; Platyhelminthes; Cestoda; Cyclophyllidea; Hymenolepididae. The record is from the annotation of a GenBank genome assembly.
GCAAAUAUGCAUCAACCUAUCGGAGUCCAACUGGUGUCACCCUUCCACCCUGCGCCGCCUUCACCCACAUUAUCUCCACCAACACAACCUAUUGUAUUCAAUAACUGGGGUAAUCUGGUUCAGUUACCUUGCCCGCAUACACAACCCGUAGGUCCCCUUUCUCAGUCACCAAACAUGUAUUCACCACUGUCUCAACCUCAGCGGUGUUAUACGUACGGUCAGAAUAGCCCUUGGAUGUCUUUUGAAAAUAUGUCUCAGCCACCUACAAAUCAAUACCCACUAAAUCCGUCCUUUUCAUAUAAUCCGAGCGCAGUUCAAGAGGAUUCCAAUCUCUUCAUAUUCCAUCUUCCAGCCACAUUGGAUGAAAUUGGCCUUGAAGCACUGUUUCGGCCAUUCGGAACAAUAGUAAGCACUAAAGUAUUUAGACAUCAUAAAAUUGGAGAAAGUAUGGGUUUUGGAUUCGUGGCAUUCGAUAAUUCUUCCAGCGCACAAUUAGCCAUUAAGUGUAUGAAUGGCUUUCCAAUUGUCAACAAGAGACUCUUCGUUAAUCUCAAGAAGUCGAAAGUGGAGCCUCCAAUUGACGACCAAAAUUAA